UCACGUUGACCAGAUCCUCACCGGUGACUUAGUCUCUCAUACUCAAAUCUUGAAAACCAGGACUCAAAAGACACUUGUUCCUUUUUUCGCAGCCGUCAAACACCCCGCGUCGAAGACGGAUAAAUUAUAUUAAUCCAGUUUGUGUAUGAUAACGCUCCAAGCGCUGGCAGCAUUUAUUGACAACCAUGACCUCCUCAUUCCCUUACACUCCUACGACGCUCCGGACGUCCGUGAAGCCGCGUCCAUGGGUGCCAUUGAAGCGCCACGAAGGGCACGUCGAGGUCCCACCUUUGCCCUUCAAGCCUCGGACCGAUAACUUACUCGGCAUGUACGACAUCAGCACCCACAUCAUACCUGCAGCCAAUCCCAGAAUCACCCCGGAUACUCCAGUUCCAAAGCCGCCUCCUCGUUCGAAAAGAACCCUAGCAGAACUCAAGGAAUUGGGACUUGAAUUCAUCAAACAACAGGUCCGGCAGGGAGAGGACGGCCAUUCCGCGGUCACGGACGAAAGGUUGCUGUGGAAUUGUGUCAACCGAUAUGUGAAAAAGGACAAGGAGACCAACGCCAAAUCGAAAGGGACCACCUUGUUCCUUGUGCAUGCAACGGGCUUUCCGAAGGAAAUAUGGGAAACCACUCUGUGUUAUCUACUACCUGCCUGUGGCGUUAUAGACGAGAUAUGGUCAUGGGAGUCGGUGCAACAUGGGGACUCUGCUCUGCUAAACAGACAGAAUCUUAAUGGUAGCUUUGAUUGGACUGACAACGCAAGAGACAUUGCCAACUUUCUCAUUAACUACAUGCCUGAAGGAGUAGAAACGUCUGCGCUACCCAUCCAACUUCAGCAACUUCCUGCAUUCAUUGGCGAAUCACGUCAAAAGAGUGGCUUCUCUUCCCGGACCCUGGUCGUAGUGGGACACUCGGUCGGGGGUUGCGCGGCGGCUUCUGUCGCGUUGAAUUUCCCGGCCUUAUUGUCCUCGAUGAUCCUCCUCGAUCCGAUGAUCGAUACAUUCAUCGGGUUUCCAUGGGAGCAUACACAAUACGUGGUCGGCCUUACCUUGGUAAAGCGCGAACAAUGGCCAUCACGGGAAGACGCCUUACGUUCCUUCAAAUCUUCGCCCAUGUUCUCGGCUUGGCAUCCUGACGUACUUCGGCUCUACAUCGAUUAUGGACUAUACGAGGACGGAAGCGGAAGCGUCAGAUUGAAAACGCCUCCCAUCCAUGAGGCUAUUGACUGCGCCAACCUACGAACUGGCCGUGAAACCUGGGAGUUAAUGGAAACCCUCGACGAGAACAUCGAGUUGCUAUGGAUCGUCCCCGGAAAACCAAGCCCGGUAGUAUCAAUGAUGGAGCAAGUAUCGAAGGAGCGAGUUUGGCGCAGACCAGCUAAUUCAUCCAACAUUAUCAUCAAGUCGUCUGAUCAUCUUAUUCCUCACGAAUCUCCAGAAGCACUUGCGCAAAUUAUGGCCGACUUUCUGCACAGGAAAUAUGGUGUUUCCUCAUCAAGGCAGUCGAAGCUCUGAAAUCGUGGAUUAGUAUCAAUCUAUAGCAACAUAAAUUGUGUUUUACUCACUCGAGAGCAUUGAUUCCAACACCUAUGUACAUGGCAGACACUGUGGGUAGUAGAAUCAGUUAAUUUCAACGUAAGCGCUUGCGCAA
This is a messenger RNA of Suillus clintonianus, 1653 nucleotides long. Its product is annotated as Alpha/Beta hydrolase protein. Bases 186 to 1517 code for a protein of 443 amino acids. The record is from RefSeq and is a predicted model, not a curated record. The transcript is spliced from 9 exons. Lineage: Eukaryota; Fungi; Basidiomycota; Agaricomycetes; Boletales; Suillaceae.